This is a messenger RNA of Drosophila persimilis, 1947 nucleotides long. It is a transcript of the gene sut1, whose product is annotated as solute carrier family 2, facilitated glucose transporter member 1. Lineage: Eukaryota; Metazoa; Arthropoda; Insecta; Diptera; Drosophilidae. Gene Ontology annotation, cellular component: membrane. The transcript is spliced from 7 exons. The record is from RefSeq and is a predicted model, not a curated record. Gene Ontology annotation, molecular function: hexose transmembrane transporter activity. Bases 214 to 1737 code for a protein of 507 amino acids. Gene Ontology annotation, biological process: monosaccharide transmembrane transport.
AAUAAUUGAAUAAAAUUGUUAGUGGUGGAAUGUAUGAAUUUGCAUACGGCCACGACACCUUCUCACCUGUAAAAGUACCAUAGUGUGUUACACAACACUGCAAACCGAACGCCGAGCCCGCUACGAUACAACAAAUUUUGUUAACAAUCAUCACACGCACUGUUAAUGUUCGCGUGUGCUCCAAAGUGUUCUUAACAAGCAAAGUUUAUCAAUAUGGCAAAUAAAAAUUACCCUGCCGAAUCACAACAGUUAUACUCGCAGCCCACACGAGUGGAGCUGCUGUCGCCGCAGACGAAUAUAAAUCAGAAACCGAGAUGGGGCAAGCUGAUGUUACUGAUGGCCAUGGCCACCACCUUAGGCGGAGCAGUGUCGACGGGCUACUGCAUAGGCGUUAUCAAUGCUCCCUCCAAGUUCAUGAAAAUUUGGUGUAAUCAAACGCUGCAUGACAACUAUGGCAGCAACCUGAGCGAAACCGGACUGGAUUUGCUGUGGUCGAGCAUUGUUUCUGUUUUCCUGGUUGGUGGCGCCAUCGGCUCGCUGGGCGGGGCUGGGGCGGCCAAUAAAUUCGGCAGAAAAGCAUGCUAUCUCAUUUGCGGGGGGCUGUUUACGGUCGGAGCGGUGCUCUUCUUUUUCUGCCGCGCGGCCAACUCCGUCGAAAUGCUGUUGAUUGGACGCUUCAUUGUCGGGCUCGCAUCGGGCCUUGUAACCGCGACCUUGCCCAUGUAUCUGUCCGAGGUGGCUCCGCUAGCACUGCGUGGAACGCUGGGCGUCUUCUGUGGUGUGGGUGUGACGGGAGGCGUGGUCGUGGGACAAGUAUGCAGUUUGGCCGAUGUUUUUGGCACCGCUGAUCUCUGGCACUAUGCGUUAGCCGCAUACAUGGGCCUGAUCAUUGUGGGCUACCUGCCCUCGUAUCUCUUCCCUGAGAGCCCCAAGUUCCUGUACAUAGUCAAGGGCAAUCGUGCGGCAGCCAGGCGAGAACUGCAGCGACUGCGUGGCGACGAUGCGGAAGAACUCAUCGGACAGGAGCUGGCCGAGAUGGAAGCCGAGACCAAUGCCAAGAAGCAGACAAGCAGAUUCUGCGAUGUGCUCCGCGAUUCCCGCUAUCUGCUACCGCUUGUCAUUGUCUGCUGCUUCCACGGCGGCCAGCAGUUGUCGGGCAUCAAUGCAAUCUUCUACUACUCGGUUUCCAUCUUUGAGAAGGCUGGCCUCUCCACAGCGAAUGCCCAGUGGGCCAAUUUGGGUGCUGGAUGCCUGAAUCUGGCCGUCUCGCUGAUGGGCCCUUGGCUGAUGGCCACCUGCAACAGACGCACCCUUAUGAUGUUCUCCUGUGCAUUGUGCUCCGUAUUCCUCUUUACCAUUGCCUUCGUCUUGUACUAUAUCGACUUUGUCAGCUGGUUUGCCUCCGCCUGCAUUUUCUGCAUCAUGGGAUACAUUUUCUUCUACCAGUUCGGCCUGGGCCCCAUUCCGUACUUCAUUGGAUCAGAACUGUUCGAGGUGGCCCCUCGCUCCGUGGCCAUGUCGAUGGGCAGCCUGGCGUCAUGGACGUGCAAUUUCAUAAUUGGCAUAUCCUUCCCUAGCGUGCAGAAUGCCUGGGGCGCCUUUGUCUUCCUGCCGUUCUCCAUUACCUGUGUGCUGCUCUGUUUGCUAACGAAAUUCUAUCUGCCGGAAACACGAGGGCGGGAUCCCUCAGAGGUGGCACCUCUCGUAUCGAAGGGUUUCCGGUCCAAGGUCAAGUGAUACCUGCCGCGAACGCACGUCUUACACUUAGAUAUAAUUAGCUAAUGAUAGGGUGUCUCUUAAAUGUACAAUUGCAAAGAUGAGGCCGUGUCUUGUACCUUGUGCCUUCAUCGACAAUAAGCCAACAAGCCGAACCAAUUUUUUAUCUUUUAUACGUCAUAAGUUUUCUGUAAAAAAAAAUAAAAAAUAUGAAUGAGGAACUAACUUUAA